AUGCCCGGACAACUCUCGGGCAACGUCGACGAGCUGGAACUAGAUUCUGAGGGGCGCUGCGUCAUCCUCGAGUUUCCCGCUUUUGUCCUCCUGGGUGUAUACAGUCCUGCCAACCGAAACGAAUCUCGACACAACUUUCGGAUCGCCUUCCUGGAGGCCCUCGAUGUGCGAGUGCGAAACAUUAUCGCAUCAGGGAAACAGGUCAUACUCACAGGCGACUUGAAUGUCGUCCGAUCUGAGAUGGACUCCACGAACGUCGCGGAAUGUCUUCGCAAGGAAGGCAUGUCUCUGGAGGAGUGGAAAGAGGUGCCUUCGCGACGCAUCUUCAACCACCUCAUUUUUGAUGGCAGUGUGUCCGGGCAAAGAGACGAGGGAAGAGAGACCCCAGUGCUCUGGGAUUUGUGCCGGUGCUUCCAUCCCGGUCGUCCGGGCAUGAACACCUGUUGGGACACGAAGCGCAACACCCGGCCCGCCAACAACGGCAGCCGCAUCGACUACAUAUUGUGCAGCGCCGGCGUGAAGCCCUGGUUCACACACGCCGAUAUACAGGAAGGCUUGAUGGGGUCAGAUCACUGCCCGGUCUUUGGGAUGCUGGCCGAUUCAGUCGAGAUGGAUGGGCGGCGUGUGUCCCUCACUGAUGUGACGAACCCUCCCGGCAUGUUCAGCGACGGAAAACGCUUGCGCGGAUGGUCUCACAAGGACAGCCUUCCGCUCUCUGCCAGGCUCAUACCAGAGUUUGACCGCCGCCAGAGCAUCAGAGACAUGUUCUCUAGGUCUGCGUCCAAUACAGGACUGCAAUCAGUGUCACAGAAAGCGGACAACGCUCCUUCUUCAAGCUCAAGUGCAACUCCCGUGAGGGACGAGGAUGUUCCUGCAAAGGACGACUCCAACACCCCCAAAGAUAACUACACCCGGGCAAAGAACACUACAAGGCUUUUUUAA
Purpureocillium lilacinum is the source of this 942-nucleotide messenger RNA. NCBI's taxonomy places the organism in Eukaryota, Fungi, Ascomycota, Sordariomycetes, Hypocreales, Ophiocordycipitaceae. The record is from RefSeq and is a predicted model, not a curated record.